This is a messenger RNA of Candida albicans SC5314, 1041 nucleotides long. It is a transcript of the gene AHA1, whose product is annotated as Aha1p. NCBI's taxonomy places the organism in Eukaryota, Fungi, Ascomycota, Pichiomycetes, Serinales, Debaryomycetaceae. Gene Ontology annotation, biological process: protein folding; positive regulation of ATP-dependent activity. Bases 1 to 1041 code for a protein of 346 amino acids. The transcript has a single exon. Gene Ontology annotation, molecular function: protein-folding chaperone binding; ATPase activator activity. The record is from RefSeq and is a predicted model, not a curated record. Gene Ontology annotation, cellular component: cytosol.
AUGGUGGUAAACAAUCCAAAUAACUGGCAUUGGGUCGAUAAAAACUGUCUUCCUUGGUCUGUCGACUAUUUUAAAGACAAAUUAAUUAAUUUAAAAGUAACUGAUGGAACCAACAAUGUACAUAUUUCUGAAGUUUCCUCAGUUGAAGGUGACGUAGACGUGUCACAGAGAAAAGGUAAAGUUAUUUCAUUGUUUGAUAUCAAAAUUGUUUUAACUUUCAAAGGUAAUACUGCCAAAGAUGAUAAUGUGAGUGGGUCAAUCACAAUUCCGGAAUUGACUUAUGAUAGUGAAGUAGAUGGUUUACAAUUUGACAUAUCUAUUUAUAACGAAACUGCCGAAAAUUCAGGUAUCACAGAUUUGAUCAAGAAACAGUUGAUACCUCAAUUAAGAACAGCAUUGAUGAAAUUUGGUCCUGAUUUGAUUGAAAUUAAUAGUAAAGAUAUCCAAUUAUCACAAGAUAAGGUCACCUCGACAUACACAAAGGCUAAUCAAUCAUCCACUAUUGCUGCCACUGCUGAUCACCCAAAGAGUGAACUGAAACCGGUUGAAAAGAAAACAGAAACCCAUUCAACUUCAAAUAUUGCAAGAAAAGUAGUUUCAGAAAAGGAUUCAUCUACUGUUCCUAAAUACAACACUACAACUUUGCAUUUAGAGCCAUCUUUCAACACUUCUGCAGAACAAAUUUACCUUACUUUAUUAGAUGAGGCUAGAAUUGGUGCAUGGACUCGUUCAGCUCCAGUUAUUGAAAAGUUCCCACCUAAAGAAGGAUCCGAAUUUAAAUUUUUUGGCGGCUCAGUAUCUGGAAAAUUUUUGAAAUUAGUUCCUAAUGAACAAAUUGUUGAAUUAUGGAGAUUAGAUGAUUGGAAAGCUGGCCAUUUUGCCCAACUAGAUAUGAAGUUAGUUCAAAGCAGUGGUGAAACUAAAUUGGUGGUCAAAUUCAGUGGAAUCCCAAUUGGUGAAGAGGAAAGAGUGAAAAAUAACUUUGAAGAAAGAUAUAUCAGAUCUAUAAAGAUCACUUUUGGAUUUGGAGCAGUUUUAUAG